Messenger RNA from Dicrocoelium dendriticum, 3918 nucleotides. NCBI's taxonomy places the organism in Eukaryota, Metazoa, Platyhelminthes, Trematoda, Plagiorchiida, Dicrocoeliidae. The record is from the annotation of a GenBank genome assembly.
GGCUUUAUGCGACCAUCCAUCUCGGUAUGCCUUGGUUAUACAGCAGUACCGCCCAGCCAUCGUGUUCGGACUCUUUCACUUCCCCAAUGCUGCACGAAGCCCUUUGUCAAAACCACCGUAAUGUAUUGAAUUCUUCUGCUUCAGUAUUACUUGCAAGUGUUGCCACCAACAGUUAUCCGCCUAAUAGCAGCCAAAUGGUGACGCGUGAAACGGUUCACCAAUUUCCGGAUUUACUGAGGCAUUCCCUCACGAGACCUUUGUUCGGACAGUUUGGACCUAUGCUGCACAGUGAUAUUCGGUCACAUCAGCCUUUUCAUCUUCCGCCAGCUACUUUAGAUCACGGGUUGCGGAGUGGUUCAGAUAGCACCGUCGAUCAUUCUAUGCUUCAUCCUACGUUACCGAAACGCAGAAGAGUGUCUCCGGGUUUACUUGACUGCACACUUUGUCCAGUGUGCGAUGCUCCUGGUCCAGGCAUCCAUUCUUCAAAUGUGACUUCCCACAACCUUUUAGAGGCUGCCAUUCGCAUGCAAUCAUCUGCACCUGUCGUCCCAGCUGUACAUCUCAUUCAUCCGAACUGGCAGGGUGAUGUUCAUAGCUCCUUCCACAAUGGAUUCCACCAGAUCCCUAUCCCGACUCCCAGUUGCGCGCCAGCCAUCCUACCUUGUGGCGGCGCCAGUCCACCCACACCUCGAAACACACAGUAUCACCGUGUUCCACCUUCGAACGCAUUGAGGCAAAGAAGACGUCAACCACAAGUUCAUCGCCCAAAUUACUUCCAAUCUUCAGGCCCAGCAAGCCCCCUACAAACGACAUCACAAUGCUUUCCGCCUGAUUGUGCGCCUGGAGCUACAAGAACUACUCAAGAGGAACCCUUGGCUCCAAUCUCCUCUUCACUAGUUGUCAGCGAUCCCAUUGCAUCAAACAAGUCACCUUCAGCCGCAAACAUCGUAAUCAGCGAAGCCAAUACUCGGCAACGAAGCUGCUCUGUUGUAACCCGCGUAGAAACAUCAGCGGUGCUCGAUGGCAAUUCUCUAUCUGCCUCUUAUACCGGUGGAACUCAGUCGACAAAUGCCACCGACUACUCUUCAGGGACCAAUCGUUAUGGUCUUUGCUCGGAGAAUGCAAUUUUCAGUAGCGACGGUCCCUCUUGUACACAAUCCGAUGAAGCAACAACCGUGGCUGCCGCUGCUGCCGUGGCCUCUGCUGCUGCUCGCGCUGUCGCUGCAGCAGCACAAGCUGUUUCAGCCGUCGUCGUACACCACCGUCAGUCAGUUGACUAUUCACAGCACGCAAGCUGUCAGGAACCGCAGCUUGCCGUACUUUCUACUUCCAGAGCUGGUGUAGAUCCCACAACACUUCGUUGUAACCCGAGCCCACCGACCUCUCUGUGCGAAGGCACUACCGAAGGACACUUUAAUCCUUUCUCAUUUCGAACCCAUCUUCCACCAAGACUGUCUUUUAAUGGGAAUGCUAUCUUAUCGGAUCCCCGUGAUUCAUCUUCCGCUCAAGUUGACUCGUCCACAGGAUGCAUUAUCUCUACUGGUCAAUCUCAUUACAGUACUGACCAGCCGGUGUCCAUUCCUUGCGGAGUCGGCUUGUCAAGUAGUAUCCCUACUCUAGAGCGUGGGCACCCUAGUGCUGCUAAUUUAUUUUAUGGUUCUCAGGGAAGCAACUCAGUAAGUGUUCCACAGCACCUUCACGCUGCUUUCAUACACUUUGGUGGACCCUUGAAUGCGAUUCCUUCUACCUUGGACUCUCUUACUGCGCCUGUUUGCCUGGAACCAGUUUCUCCUUGUGCAGCUCUCAGUUCUAAUUUGAAUCCCUCUCGAACCAACCAUUUGUCGUGCGUUCCGUCUUCCAUCUUGGCUCCACAUUUCCCGCCGGCUCAACUGUUGUCUGUUCCCCCCACUCAUAACUUGGAUAGUGCAGUGCUUGCUAUACCAACAGCGACAACGGGCGUUUAUCAGGUGGCCACAUUGUCACAAUCGGCUCAUGCAGGUCUUGUAACGCUUCCAUCAGAAGUCGCCGCUGCGUUGAAUGCGGCAGCCCUCAAUCAGUGCUCGUCAUCGGCGUUUCAGCUGGCUCGUGGUGGCUGUGCACCCGAUGUCAUAGUCAGUUUACCGCAACAACUCCCACCCUCUCACCUCUUCAUCAAUUCCGGAUUGUCUGUGGCUGACUCACUGAAUCCUGCUACCAUUCUUCCCAUCCAAACAAUUCCGUCUCUGUCUUCGACCUCACGAUUUCCCACGUUGUCUACGACGCGCGACAUACAGACACUUUUCCAGUUUCUACGUUUAGUGAAUCAGCGGCAGGACCCUUACUCGUUACCAUAUUAUCCGUCUGCAAUGACAGCCACCGCUGGUGGAUCCAAUGUUAGCGUGGUCGUGAGCGCCUCCUCUGGUGGCGCAACUGGCACUCGUGUGGCCUCCGCGGUUACUCCUCCUUUGGCUCCUCACCACCCCAUCACAUCCCAGCCUCUUGCUGGUUCCACAUUACCAUCCUCUCCUGCACCUCCUGAUUUUAUCUACCGCACUCAGAACUCUCAUCUGACAAAUAUUUCAACAGCUCUGCAGCCUACCAGUUCGACUGCUGUGGCAUUGGCUGCGGUCGCCAUGGCCGCAGCAGCAGCAUUACAACAACAAAACACGAAUCAUGUUCCUACAGAUGUGAUGUCUGGUCUCUCCACCCCACCAUCCGCACUUACCCCAUCCAUACCGGUUCCAAUCUUGCACGCUCACCUCUAUUAUCCAACGAGUAUGAGCACUGUUCAAUCACCACCUUCCAAUUACGUGCCCUCUUGUUACCAUCCCCACUAUGGGGCUAAUUCCGAGACCCUUCAUAAUUCAUCGAUCCCUUCGCACACUUCUGCGGGCAAUCCAUUCAGCAACACCAGCAUAGCUUCUCCAGCCUACCUGACGCAACUAUUUCCUUUCCUCUUGGCUGUUCCUUCCAGCGGCCGUCAUUCCAGUUUGCUGAACGAUCUUCAAAACCCGGUUAACACCCAGUUUGGUCUCAACCAUAAUUCAUCGCUUGGUGGAGGUCGAACGUCUGCGGCAACUGCUGCGGCCGCUGCCGUGGCUGCUGCAGCUGCAGCUGCUGCAGCCAGUGUCGACACGUUGUAUCAAUUGGCCUUUCAGUUGGAAUCCAGUACAAACCGCUCUCGUGGUCUUAGCAGGGAAGAGCUAGAUACCUUAUCUACCCGGUCAUAUCGAGGCCAGGUUAACUCGGACUCGACAAUACCCGAUGGGCCCGAAAGUUCCGAAUGUUUUGCAACAGCUGAUGAACGGUGUAUGAUUUGCUUGGAAGAUUACAAGCCUAAGGAUCUUCUGCGAACUUUAAGAUGUCGUCACGAGUAUCAUGUAGCAUGUGUGGACAAAUGGCUGAAGAAUAAACGCACAUGCCCUUUAUGUCGGGCCGAUGCUUUUGAUGGCACUCAGAAGAAGGAGGACGUAUUUUAACUUGUUUUGGAACGAUGCCCGUCUUAUCCUCAAGUUCCGACAGACUUCUGAUCACACCGUCUUUUCACUCCACAACCCCUCGUUUUACCUUGGUUCCUUUUUUGUCGUGCACCUCUUGUUUUCAUCGUAACUCUCAAUGCAUGUGCACCCUGUUCGGCUUACACAUUCAUUUACACUCCUUUCUGCCGAAACCGACCACAAAGUUUUCGACUUGUCCUUUUUGUGGCUUUCUUUUACCAUGUGUUUGUGAAUUCGUGUAUGCGUGUCUCUUCACAAAUCGCUCGUCCUUUCUUCAAUCGGACAUCGAUGUAUUUCGACUACAGUUUCACAACUUAUCCAUGUGCUUACUGGGAGAGAAGUGCAGAAUGGCAGGAGCUCCUUUUGUAUAGCUCGGCAUGGUUUGAUGCCUGCGCAUCACUUGCCAUUACAAUAAACCUCCCCUUAGUACGUUGCUUUCGAU